Molecule: messenger RNA, 487 nt
Organism: Candoia aspera
Lineage: Eukaryota; Metazoa; Chordata; Lepidosauria; Squamata; Candoiidae
Product: 16 kDa beta-galactoside-binding lectin-like
Exons: 3
Coding region: 33-428 (131 amino acids)
Molecular function (GO): carbohydrate binding; laminin binding
Source: RefSeq, a predicted model, not a curated record
ACACAAACACUUGCUUGUUUCUCUUUCAGAACAUGAAAAUCUCCAACUUGUCAGUGAAGCCUGGUGACUGCAUCAGACUGAAGGGGAAAAUACAUCCAGGGGCCAAGAGUUUUUCCCUCAACUUGGGUCAGGAUGAUUCAAAUCUAGCCCUUCACCUAAAUGCUCGCUUUGAAGCUGUUGGAGACAUCAGGAAGAUUGUGUGCAAUUCCAAGUCGAAUGGCACGUGGGGUGCAGAGCAGCGACCAUCGCAGUUCCCGUUCCAUGAAGGAGCUGAAACUAAGAUCUGUAUCUUCUUCCAACAUGGGGAGAUAAAGGUGAAGAUAAAUGGACAGCAAGAAAUCAGCUUCCCCAACCGUCUUGGGCUUAAUUCUGCACAGUACUUUGCAGUGGAUGGAGACAUCAGCAUUCUGUCUUUCAAGUUUGCUUGAAGCACAAUCAUACAUCCCCCUGUGGAUUUCUUGAACAAGAUAAAAAUGCAAAUAAAUAA